AUGGACAAAGGAGUUACUACCCACCGACAAGUUGCACGAUGGGCCAACAAGACCAGUGGUUUGGCUCGGGUUUUCGCUACUUACGCGCAAGGUUCUGCGAUGGCUGAUGCCAUUGCAGAAGCUACACAAGGACCGGUAAAAAAACUCAAGAGGAAACGCAUCAAGGCUCUUGGCCGAAAACCGACUCAAUCUUUCCCCCUGAUUGAAGACCCCAAGAGUGCUUUGAUAAAACGAAAAGUCCCUGUUGAAAUGGUUUGUUUAGAAGGUGUUACUUUGUCUGAGGAGGCCCUCAUUUUAGGUUUUAAGAAAAUGCGGACCGAGGAUCGAGAAAAGUGGGUGGAAGACAUCAAGGCUGGCCUUUUUCGUUUGAAAAACAUCGAAGGAGUUGAAGAAUCAGACUCUGAGGGAGUGGCUCUUAAUGCCGAAGAUUUGGCAGAGAUUGAGAAAUCAAUGGAUGAAGAUCACAAUAUGAACGAAAAAGAAAAAACUGGUGGUAGUGAUAGUGAAGACCAUAAUAUGGAGGAAGAGGGGCAAGAUGUUUGA
Molecule: messenger RNA, 543 nt
Organism: Melampsora larici-populina 98AG31
Lineage: Eukaryota; Fungi; Basidiomycota; Pucciniomycetes; Pucciniales; Melampsoraceae
Exons: 2
Coding region: 1-543 (180 amino acids)
Source: RefSeq, a predicted model, not a curated record